UGUAUUUUUCUUGAGAAAAAAAAAAAGGUCUACAGAAAGGCCAAGGAAGCUUCUUUUCUGCAUCAACAAAAACCAGCUCUUUUAGGGGUAACCUGUAACCACAGAACCAUUCCCCCCUCUCUCCAUUCUUCUCUCUUUCUCUCUCUCUCUCUCUCUCUUUCUCUCCCUUCUUGUUGAUAUAUUUACCAACCAUUUCUCUGGUGCAUAUUUGAGUUUCCAUCGUGUUGUUGUUCAACUUUGAUGUCUAUACCUCUAGAACAUGAUUACAUAGGCUUAUCAGAGGCUCCUUCAAUGGAGAGGGCCUCUGACAAGAUCUCAUCUGCCUCCUCCUCUACCAUUUCCAGUGAGAGUGAGAAGAGCACUGCUCUCAACCUCAGAGAGACUGAGCUCCGACUUGGCUUGCCUGGCUCUGAGUCUCCUGAGAGGAAGCCUCAGCUAGGAGUCUCUCUUUUUGGCAAGGAUUUGGAGGACAAGACUAAUGGGUACUCCCUCGGGUCUCUUAAGGGCUUUGUGUCUGGUGCUAAGAGGGGUUUUUCUGAUGCCAUCGAUGGGUCUGGAAAAUGGGUUUUCUCUGUCAAUGGUGGAUCUGAAGUUGAUUUGGGUAAAGGAGCUGUCUUGUUCUCACCUAGAGGUGGGAAUGGUGUGAAGCCUCUUGGUGGUUUGGACAAUAAUAGUGCCCAGAAAUCAUGUAUGCCUGGACCUGCCAUGAAAGAUGUUGCUGCUCCUUCAUCACCAAAGCCUGUUCAGGAAAAGAAGCCUCAGGCCUCUGCUGCAAACGAGCAUGCAAGUGCCCCUGCUGCAAAGGCACAGGUGGUAGGAUGGCCACCAAUUCGGUCUUUCCGAAAGAACACCAUGGCCAGCUCGGCGAAGAAUAAUGAAGAUGCUGAAGGCAAAUCAGGAUUGGGUUGCCUCUAUGUUAAAGUUAGCAUGGAUGGUGCUCCAUACCUGAGGAAGGUUGACCUCAAAAUCUACUGCAACUAUAUGGAACUCUCAUCGGCUCUGGAGAAGAUGUUCAGCUGCUUUACAAUUGGGCAGUGUGGUUCUCAUGGACUUCCAGGGCGAGAUGGGCUGACUGAGAGUCACUUAAUGGAUCUUCUUCAUGGUUCUGAAUAUGUGCUGACAUACGAGGAUAAGGAUGGAGAUUGGAUGCUUGUUGGAGAUGUCCCCUGGGAGAUGUUCACUGAGUCUUGCAAGAGAUUGAGGAUCAUGAAGGGUUCAGAGGCAAUUGGGCUAGCUCCAAGGGCCAUGGAAAAAUGCAAGAACAGAAACUAGCAUAAGGGUACCAGCGGGACCGAGAAAAGAAGAGGCAUUUGUGAGUAAGACUGAAAGGCCAUUAAAAGGUUUUUAAAGUUUGGAAAGUAUGUUUCGGAAUCCUACAUAUAUAGUUUUAAAUAUGUUAGUUUUGGUGUAUUUGAUGAUGUACUGGAAAUUGUAUUUCAUGUAUUGGGAAAACUUCCUACUAGGCAGAAAGUAUGACUGGAGGCUUAUCCAGAUUAUUGAUGCUUGUUUUUAUAUUGUGUCUGUAUGUCUGUAUUUUUAUGGUAAUGUAAAUGAACUGCUAUCUAAGCUUUGUCUUGUUGCA
Molecule: messenger RNA, 1582 nt
Organism: Vitis vinifera (wine grape)
Lineage: Eukaryota; Viridiplantae; Streptophyta; Magnoliopsida; Vitales; Vitaceae
Product: auxin-responsive protein IAA27
Exons: 5
Coding region: 241-1272 (343 amino acids)
Biological process (GO): regulation of DNA-templated transcription
Cellular component (GO): nucleus
Molecular function (GO): protein binding
Source: RefSeq, a predicted model, not a curated record